This is a messenger RNA of Ixodes scapularis (black-legged tick), 993 nucleotides long. RefSeq names its product leucine-rich repeat and fibronectin type-III domain-containing protein 4. Gene Ontology annotation, molecular function: protein binding. Bases 1 to 993 code for a protein of 330 amino acids. The transcript is spliced from 3 exons. The record is from RefSeq and is a predicted model, not a curated record. Gene Ontology annotation, cellular component: plasma membrane. NCBI's taxonomy places the organism in Eukaryota, Metazoa, Arthropoda, Arachnida, Ixodida, Ixodidae.
AUGGGAUUUGGUAGAAGCCUGUUCUCCUGGUUCCUUCUGGGUGUCCUAGCGUCGUGGGUCUCGGCCGAACCGUCCUGCAUUCAGGAGGAUGGGUACAAGUACCGCCGCUACAUCUGCAGGGGAUUCGAGUCACCGGAAGACUUUAAGAGUCACGUCAAACUUGAACAUUCUUCCAAGGAAACAUGGUUUUUGCUUUUGGACAGCCACUUGAAACAUAUUUCACCGGAGUCCUUCGCAGGGCUUAACGUGUCCGUCUUAAUUUGGAGCAACGUUACCGUCGACGGAUUCGAUCAGUCGUCGCCCGAAGCUAGUCCUUUCGCGGGACUUGAAAACUCGGUGAAGAAGAUGGUAUUCAGGCGUCAGAGUUCAGUUCCUUUAGACUGGUCCAUGCUGAAAGACAUGAACAAGCUCGAAGAACUUCAUCUUCAAGGUUUCCUAGACCUUAACCUGACGAAGGAUUUUGGCCAGCUGCCGCCGAGCCUAAAGGUGUUGUUCAUUUUUGAUGCGUCUAUAAAUCACGUGGAUCCGGAUUGGCUGGCAUCGCUGACCAACCUCGAAGCCCUCAUCGUUCGUGUCACGAACUUGAACACUCUCAAGAGGUCCAUGCUUCCAAGGCCGGCUCCCAAACUCGCAACAUUGGAUCUCGCUGAGAACCACUUGACGGCGUUUCCGGAGGGACUCGGCGACGAUCUGCCGGCUCUGCGUUUCGUCAACGUCGAGGACAACCGAAUCACAACCCUGGAAGAGAAGGACAUCGCUCCUUUGCACAAGGACUCCGUCCUUGUCCGGAUGAUUGGAAACCCAAUGCAUUGCGAUUGCAAGCUUUGGUUCCUCCUGGACUACACAGACAGGUGGCACUACUUCCUGUGCCGCUCUCCCGAGCCGCACUUCAAUAGCUACAUCAAGAUGCUCACCGAGGCUGACUUGCCGUGCGUCGACAACCCGCCUGCCACGACUCAGGCCCCCGGAGCCCCUUCGCCCGCAUCGCCGUAA